Molecule: messenger RNA, 1454 nt
Organism: Sorghum bicolor (sorghum)
Lineage: Eukaryota; Viridiplantae; Streptophyta; Magnoliopsida; Poales; Poaceae
Product: mitochondrial uncoupling protein 3
Exons: 2
Coding region: 291-1193 (300 amino acids)
Biological process (GO): transmembrane transport; response to cold
Source: RefSeq, a predicted model, not a curated record
UCCAAACGCCUUGGAGGGACGGGAUCUUGCCUGCGAGGCUGUAAGAGAUGCGACUCCGGCACCCCGUGCGGCAUUUUGAACUACGAAAUCAUCCCCCGGGAGACGAGGGCCAUCGUCGUGCGUCAGGGGCCGCCGCCGCGCUUUCCCGUCCUCCGGCAUCGGUCGCCACCGCGCCUUCCCGCCCUCCGGCAUGGGGAGUCCGUUGGAUCAUUUUUGCUCGGUCCAGUUUGACACAGAUUGGGCUUUAGAUUAGAAAACACAGCCCACUGGCUUCCAGAGUCCCAGGGGCGAUGUCAGCCCACGCCGACGCCGGCGGCGGCCGUGGCGGGACCCUGGCCAAGGUCUCCCUCUCGUCGGUCUCGGCCGCCAUGGCGGAGGCCUCCACCUACCCCUUAGACGCAGUCAAGACGCGCCUCCAGCUCCACCGCAGCCCCGGCGGCGCGGGCGGGCGCAGCGCAGUCCGGGUCGCGGCCGAGCUCGUCCGCGAUGGCGGGGUUUACCGGGGCUUCUCCCCCGCCGUCCUCCGCCACCUGAUGUACACCCCACUUCGCAUCGUCGGGUACGAGCAUCUUCGGUCCACCCUCGCUAGCGAGGGGCGGGAGGUUGGCCUUUUUGAGAAGGCGCUCGCUGGGGGGCUCUCCGGCGUUGCGGCGCAGGUGGUGGCAAGCCCUGCUGAUCUCAUGAAGGUAAGGAUGCAAGCAGACAGCAGGAUGUUGAGCCAAGGCAUUCAGCCACGGUACACUGGAAUCCCAGAUGCUUUCACUAAAAUCGUACGAGCGGAGGGCUUUCGGGGACUUUGGAAGGGGGUUGUUCCAAAUGCACAGAGGGCAUUUCUUGUCAACAUGGGUGAAUUGACGUGCUACGAUCAGGCAAAGCGUCUCAUCAUUGGCAAGCAGAUUUGCGAUGACAAUCUUUAUGCUCACACAUUGGCCUCCGUCGCAUCGGGGCUGUCUGCGACAACCUUGAGCUGCCCAGCGGAUGUAAUCAAAACAAGGAUGAUGAACCAAGGUAAGGAGGGUAAAGCUAUAUACAGGAGUUCUUACGAUUGUUUGGUCAAGACUGUCAGACAUGAGGGCGCAAUGGCACUAUGGAAGGGUUUCUUGCCUACAUGGGCAAGGCUUGGCCCAUGGCAGUUUGUGUUCUGGGUUUCCUAUGAGAAACUGCGCCAAGCAUCAGGUAUUUCAUCAUUUUGAUAAUGGAGGCUCUGUUUCAUUCGAGAGGUUUCUAGAAUACAGAAAUUUUCGUUGCUGUAACUUCAUUGUGGCUUCAUAUAAUCAUAUGGGAUAGAGCCCUUUUUAUUUUAAUUUACUGGACUCUGGGUUUUUAUCCUUUGUUGUUUCCAAGGGAAAACACAGAUGAAGCUGGUAUGUCUCACAUUGUAAUUUGACUAUGUACAAGGCUAUUAGACUCUACAGAAAACUGAACACCCUCAUCCAUGCCCCCUUUUAACAAAA